This is a messenger RNA of Tribolium castaneum (red flour beetle), 749 nucleotides long. RefSeq lists its product as uncharacterized. The coding region runs from base 179 to 697 and encodes 172 amino acids. Gene Ontology annotation, cellular component: intracellular membrane-bounded organelle. Lineage: Eukaryota; Metazoa; Arthropoda; Insecta; Coleoptera; Tenebrionidae. Gene Ontology annotation, biological process: vacuolar protein processing. The transcript has 4 exons. The record is from RefSeq and is a predicted model, not a curated record.
ACAACAAGUGUAAUUACGAUUUUCGAAUUGGUGGUAAUUCGCAAACGUUGGAUUUUACGUGACAGAUGUGAUGACAGGAGUCCAACGUGGAAAUUAUCCAAGUGAAAUUUUGCUUGAUUAUGAAUUAAAAUAAGUCUGGUUUUAGCAAAAAACUCUUUUUAAAAGCUAGUUUGGAAUUAUGGCUCCCCCUCAGAAAGGUAAACAGGGCACAAAAGGGGCCAAACAGAUUGUUGAAGAAAAUGUCUCCACGCUCAAUUUUUACAGAAACAUGGCAAUUGUGGCCAACGCUUUGUCGCUUAUUAUUUUAGUAUUUUACAAUUCUACGAUAAGUAUUGUUCUGUAUUUAUUUUCAUGUGCUGUAUACAUAGGGGCUUACCAAUUUAUGGUUUAUAUGGCGAAACCUAAAUAUACUGAGACAGGUCAAUUGCUUGACAGUGGAGUGGAUCUUAAUAUGGAAGGAGGAGUAGCAGAACAUGUUAAAGACAUAAUUAUUCUUACGGCCGGUUGCCAGAUACUGGCAUCAAUUAUUUCGAAUUAUUUUUGGUUGUUGUGGCUGUUGGCUCCUGCAAGAGGGGGCUGGAUUAUAUGGAAAAAUAUUUUGUCUCCAUACUUCUUCCCAGAUGUUCCUUUCGAACCCGAAGUCGAUGAAAAGAAACAGAAAAAAAUGGAACGGAAAAUGAAAAGAAUGCAACGCUAAUAGGGUCUUUACUGCUUGUAUUGUUACGUUGUAAAUAAAAAACUUGUUUUAA